Messenger RNA from Podarcis raffonei (Aeolian wall lizard), 10230 nucleotides. RefSeq names its product IKAROS family zinc finger 2 (gene IKZF2). The record is from RefSeq and is a predicted model, not a curated record. Gene Ontology annotation, biological process: regulation of transcription by RNA polymerase II. Gene Ontology annotation, molecular function: DNA-binding transcription factor activity; RNA polymerase II cis-regulatory region sequence-specific DNA binding. The transcript is spliced from 8 exons. Bases 323 to 1906 code for a protein of 527 amino acids. NCBI's taxonomy places the organism in Eukaryota, Metazoa, Chordata, Lepidosauria, Squamata, Lacertidae.
GCCUGUGCGCGCCUGAGUUCCCGGGAUCGGUUUCUCGGGGUUUGACCAGCUGUCCCAGGCUAACCCUGCUCUCUGAAGAUGGAGGAAGUAAAAAAAAAAAACCAUGCAGGAUUACCCUUAGCUACAGAUCCACUGCCUUAGUUUCCAUAACCAACUGCGGCGCGCAAACAUACGAGCGUUACGCGCAGGAGGAGAGGAGGAAAGAAAAGGAAAGAAAAGGAGGGAGGGAGGGGGCUUAAAGAAGCUCAUUAACAAAACAAACAAACAAGGGUGAUGGAACUGAUUUGCAACAUGCUCUGCUGCUGAGCACUGCACUUUGACUAUGGAAGCAGAGGCUACUGAUGGAUACAUGCCAUGUGACAAUGAACUUUCGCCCGAAAGGGAUCACUCCAAUAUGGCAAUUGACCUCACCUCAAGCACACCCAAUGGGCAGCAUACCUCACCAAGUCACAUGACAAGCACAAAUUCCAUAAAGCUAGAAAUGCAAAGUGAUGAUGAGGAUUCUGACAGGAAGCCCCUGAGGCGGGAAGAUGGGAUCAGGGGUCAUAAUGAAGGGAGCAGCUUGGAAGAGCCCCUUACUGAGAACCACGAGAUGGUGGAGAACAGAAAAAUUCAGGAGCUGUCAGGCGAGGGAGGAAUCCGGCUUCCGAAUGGUAAACUGAAAUGUGACGUCUGUGGCAUGGUUUGCAUUGGGCCCAAUGUGCUUAUGGUACAUAAAAGGAGUCACACUGGUGAACGUCCCUUUCACUGUAACCAAUGUGGAGCUUCCUUCACACAGAAGGGGAAUCUACUGAGGCACAUCAAAUUACACUCUGGGGAGAAACCGUUCAAAUGUCCCUUCUGUAGCUAUGCUUGCCGGAGAAGGGAUGCCCUCACAGGACACCUCAGGACGCACUCGGUGGGUAAACCUCACAAGUGUAACUACUGCGGACGGAGUUACAAGCAACGCAGCUCUCUGGAGGAGCACAAGGAACGCUGUCACAACUACCUUCAGAAUGUCAGUAUAGAGGCUGCUGGGCAAGUCAUGAGUCACCAUGUAUCUACUAUGGAAGAUGGUAAGGAGCAAGAUCCUGGGAUGGACAACAAUGUUACUCUGGUGCCUUUUGAAAGACCUGCUGUUAUAGAGAAGCUGACAAGCAACAUGGGAAAGCGUAAAAGCUCCACCCCACAGAAGUUUGUGGGUGAGAAGCUCAUAAGAUACGGUUACCCUGAUAUACAUUUUGACACGAACUUGCCCUAUGAGAGAGAUACUGAGCUGAUGCAGACUCACAUGAUGGACCAAGCGAUCAACAACGCCAUUUCUUACCUUGGGGCAGAGGCACUUCACCCCCUGAUGCAGCACACGCCAAGCACAAUUGCUGAUGUAGCCCCCGUCAUAAGUUCAGCUUAUGCUCAGGUCUACAACCCUAACAGGAUAGAAAGACCAAUGAGCAGAGAAACUACUGACAGCAAUGAAAACAACAUGGAUGGCCCCAUCUCCCUCAUCAGACCAAAGAGUCAGCCCCAGGAAAGAGAGGCUUCUCCCAGCAAUAGUUGCCUGGAUUCCUCUGACUCAGAGAGCAGCCACGAAGACCACCAGUCCUACCAGGAAAACCCUGCCUUAAAUCCCAAAAGGAAGCAAAGCCCAGCUUACAUGAAGGAGGACUCCAAGGCUUUGGAUGUCACGAAAGCAUCUAAGGGCUCUUUAAAGGAUAUCUACAAAGUUUUCAACGGAGAAGGAGAGCAGAUAAGGGCCUUUAAGUGUGAGCACUGCCGAGUUCUUUUCCUAGACCAUGUCAUGUACACCAUCCACAUGGGGUGUCAUGGCUAUCGGGACCCAUUAGAAUGCAACAUUUGUGGCUACCGGAGCCAGGACCGCUAUGAGUUCUCCUCACACAUUGUUCGAGGAGAGCACACGUUCCACUAGGCCUUCUCUUCCAAAGGGGACUCUGAGGUGGGGGGCGGGGACCCGCAGACACUGCACAUGAAGAAAUACUGCACUUACAAUUCCACUUUUCCUCAGACGUUGACACACCUUUUGUUGUUGUUAUUAUUUUUGUUGCUUUUUUAAAAAAAACCUUUAUUUUUGUUGUUAACCUUACUGGACCCAGUCUCACUUGGUACCAGUGAUAAGGAAGAAAGGAAGGAAAUAAGGAAGGCAAGGGACUAGAGUAGUUCUGUUGUUAUUGUUGCUUUUGCUCUGAAAACUGGUGUUAACUGUUUCAGUGGAAAUCGAAAGGCAGUCCAUUUCUGUCAGGUUUUUUUCUCUGUACGUUUUGUAAUACCUUGGGUACUGCUGAACUCUACUAGGUGCUCUAACGUCUUAGCAAAUUGUCAGCUUUUGGUAAACAAUUUCAGGUAAACACAUUUCAGAGGAAAGCCCUUUCAAAUAUGUAGAUACAUUUUGGGGGUUGAGAAUUGGGAGUGGAAUAUUAUUUUGCAAAAUUGUCCAUCAAGGGUGUGAGGAGGUUUAGUAUAAAGCUAACCCAAAUUCUUUAGAUUUAGGAGCACAAGCAAAUACCAUUAUUCACUCAGACAUUACUUCCUACAGUGAACUACUUUCCUUGGGGUUCUGUGUUGCUUUUCUUGAAUAUAAAUGAAAUGCUUAGGUUUAAUACUGAAACAAUAAAAUAGAAGCUUGAUUUUAUAUUUAUGACGAGACAUCCUGCAGGACACUUGGAAGUCCUACAAUAUUAUUUUACUCAUCCUGACAUGCACUUUUAAAACAAAGGGCAAGAGAAUUACUGAGAUGUUCUUGUGUCAUAAAUAUUAAUUUCCCAGCUUCAUCCAGGCACUUAAUUUAGUUGGGCCCUGUGUACAAUGAAAGAUAUUUUCAAAACUAGUGGAGAUCUAUGCAUGUUUACUCAGAAGUAAGCUCCACUGAGUUCAGCAGGAGUUUCCUUCCUAGUAAGUGUGCUUAGGAAUGCAGUUUUAGAGGUGCAAAUGUCACGUUUUAUGUAACAGAUUCUGCUGCUUAACAGUCUUGGGCAUACUAAUCAGAAAUGCAUUUUAAUGAUGAAAUGUUUCUAUUUUUCAUUUUAUUCUCUGCAGUGUUAAUUGCUCAACAGCCAUCUAAAAUUAGACUUAAACUUAGCAGAGCAUCAUGGAUUGGGGGUGCUUCUGUCAUUCUGAAUGCUGUGUGGCAGUUGCUGGGGUGGCACUGCUUAUUUGACCUUCUGCCACUGCUGUUGCCGUCGUGGCAGCAAGCUCAGUGUGGUGCAAACACACCAGCAGGAGAACCCGAUUGGCUCCACCAUUGCCUCCCCCCCUCCCACUCCUGGUAUGUCCCAGCAGCUUCAGGGACAGGAUGUCUGGGAAGCAGCCCCACCCCUCCAACCUGAUCUUACUGCAGUGGCGGUUGAUUCAUGUUUCAGUCAACAUUUCUAGUUUACAUAUGCAAAGAUUUCCAGAGAAUAUUAGAACUGCUUCACACAUGGUAUUUUUUCUACACAAAUUUUGGGUUGGGGGGCACUUCCAUGUUUUGUAAAAAAUUCACAAAUGUCUAUUUUGCCACAAGUAAACAUAUGAAACCCAUGGUUGUUUGGUUUCCAUCUAUCUAGCCAUAAUAAAAUAGAUACUUCUUUCGUGAAUGACAGUAUAUGUAAGGAUAAAUGGAAUUCUGACAACAUACAGGAAAACAAUCGUGUGUGAAGCAAUCUUAAUUCCCUCUUCUCUCUCCCUCUCUAGUGUCUCUCUCACACACAAACGUCUCCCAUCUUGUUGCUGUGUACUUGGGAGUUCACAGCCAGUUGUAAAUUCUGCUCACAUUUGCAAAUGAGAGAUACUGCCCUCAUAUUGUUUAAAUGACCAUUCAUUUCAAGCUAAAAUAGAACUAAGUCAAGAACCCUAAUUUAUCUGGAGGAUAAUUUAUUGACUAGCAACUCACUUCAGUUUCUAGUUAAUUCCCUGAUCAUUAGCAUAUGAGAAAUUAAACUAAAUUAAGAGAUUACAAAUCUUGAGGUUGUGUAAAUGAGCCCUCCGUUGGCUGUACUUAGGUGAGCUAGAUUCUGAACUUUUAUUUUUAAUAGGUUUGUGGUUUUUUUGCUUAGAGAUACUGUUUUGCUUUAAAAAACAACAACAGUGGCUACCUCACUUUUUUUUUUUACAUCCUUAGUUGUUUUCCCAACCUUUGGGUUGAGAUGUUUGCACAUCUUGUUGUUAAACAAGGAGAGUAGUUAAAAGUGGUGCAUGCAAUUGAAUUAGAUAAGGUUUUAAGGUUGUUUCUUAAAUCUUGAGCAGACUAUUUAUAGUUUUUUGUUUUUAUAUAUUUUUCUUCAGCCUAUUAGAAUAAACACAAGGUAGUCAACUCAUUCAGUUUUUAAAAGUAUCUGAAGAAUGAAUCCUCUCAGUGCAAGAUGAGAAGGAUGGGCAACUGUCCUAGUUUGCUUUAUGUGGGUCCACGGCAGCAUUGAUUCAAACUCAAAAUGUCCCAUAUGGUGGUUGCAAGUGGAAGUAGUUAUGGAUCUUAGAAAUGUGUUUCUAGACAUGUUUAUGAGCCAUCUGACUACAGUAAAACCAAAAGGGUGACUCUUGUCAGUAUAUGUGCUCAUCAUCUAUGCCUCUCUGGUAGGAGGGCUUGGUCGUGUUGCUUUGCUUACCUUUCCAGGUCUGCAGCUAUAGCAGAAAGGAACUGUGUGAUUUAAGAUUUCCUGCAGGAAACAUGUUUGGCUGGUUCAAUCUAUGUUUCAAGGGUAGAGCAUUCUGCAGUUGUUAUGCAGAAGCUACUAAAAGUUUCAUUAAUAAACUCGUCUAAAAUGCAAGAAGAAAUAUUGAUGUGAUGUAAGGAUUUCCUGGCAGGAAAUCUUAGGGCAAAAUGGUGAGUUCUGACCACAUUUGUAUAGUUGGCCUCUUAAUUUUUACUUAAUCUUUUAUUCCAGGAUGAAAAAUUACAAUGUCAAAGCCCUGAAUUAUCCAGGUGCUCUUUUAUUGACUGACAGCUCACUUUGACUUAUGAUUGCUCCCUUAAGCAUGUUUUAAAUGAGAGUUUAAAUUAAUUAAGAGGUUACUAUUUUCAUAUUGUGAUGGUGUAAACAAAUUUUCAUUUUUUACUGAUCUACUUUUACAAUAGAUCUACACACCCACACCCAAAUUGCUCUUUGAACUAUUCUUAACCCAACAAGCAGCUUGGCAAUCAGGCAAAAGGCUUUUCACAAGGAAAAAGCAACCAGUUCCUUCUGUUUCCACUCUUCCCUGGUUGCCAGUCUGCUUUAUGACCUAAAGCAGGUUGGGAAUAUUCUAAAAAAACGCCGCUCAGAAAAAAACAAAACAAUGGGUGCACACCUGAAACACACUCAGUUGCCUCUUUGGAUUCCAGUCCCUGUCUUUUUCAACCGAAUGGUUUUAUAAUCUCCCUUUGUCCUUGUAAUUUGCAAUCAUGGUACAGGCAGAGCUCAGGAAAGACUAUCUGCCACUAACACUCUUCCUUCUUGCUCUCAGUCGUGCAGGUCACAUUCUGAACGACCAUUUCCCCCACUCCCCCAACUGAUUCCACUGAAAAGCUUCCAUGCCUGAAGGGAGCUGUCAAAAAGCUGUUCACAAAGAUGACUAUUGAAAGUAAAGUUGUGUCCGCACCGAAUCAGCCCCACCAUUGCAUUGCACCGCAUGAUGUGCACUUUCACAGUUGUUGGAAGAACUCAGAGAGCAAGAAGCUUAUACAGUCCAAUCACAAAAUAGGUCUUUGGGGGGCGGGCAGCUCUAGCAUGCUUUUUGUUUCCCAUAGAAAUGUGUCCAUCAGCAUCCUUGAAGGGUUUCAGAAGGACAGGGUGUGAGAUCCCGGAAUGGGGCAUAUGUUGCCAGGAACUCCUCUGUCAAACUGGGCUAUAUGAGGCAGGUGGGGAAGUGUCAUUCCUGCUGAUUAACGUUAGAGAUGAAAGUAAAGAGGCAUCACUUUCUGUACUGAUCUGUUUUCAAUAAGCAAAAUUAUUUGCUGAAGAAAAAACAGUAUAUUUGACAUUGGUCUUCCUGGCUUAGCAAUAUCUGAAAACCUUUGUUUUAUGUAAGAUCUGUCAGGAGAGCAAUACUAUGGUCUGGAGAGAGCUGGGUGCAGGAAUCCUACCUCUGCAUUACAUAUGUCCUUAUAACCUCCCUAUUUGUUCUAUUUGGCUCUGUGUCAGUGCUGAUUUAGCCACAGAACUGUGAGUCCAUUGACCUGAUAUAUCCCAGCCUAAUAAAAUACAGGCUUUCUGACACCUCCUGCACAUAAACAAGUCAUUAUAUUGGCAGUUUGAACAAUGGGAGGUAACCACAAGUCCAGGGGUUUUAGGGGGAAAGGGGAUCUAUUCAGAUAUCUUACUUAUCCUGGAAUUAAUGACCAAAUCUACAAAUUACAUGGGGAUACUUUUUAAGUAUCAUGUAAAUUGAACAUUUGCAGAAACUCAUGCAAUGCCUAGAUGAUUCAAAUCUGAUAAUGUUCAAUUCUGAGAUUGAGCAUACAUUUUCUUCAAGUCUUUAAGGAGUAAUAGAUGUUACUGCAUCUGUUACCUUUUCAAGAUUUUCUCAUUCGUUUUGUAUUUAUCACACACACUCACUCACAGAAUGCAUCUCCCAACAAGUAUUUAUUGGCAUGUUUUAAACAGUGAGGGUUUAGAUUAAAUUAUAUUCAAUAUUCUUAAAAUACUAUAGUAUAUUGAUUAGAGCAGUGUGAAGUAUUAUUGCAAGAACAAUGAUCAAAGAAUUCAAUGUGGCAAACUUGUAUUCUGCAAUGUUUUAAUAAGGCUGCAGUCCUUAAAAACAUAUUGGAAUACUUUGGUUGAAGGGUCGGCUGAGCUCAGAGGCACUAAUUGUGGCUUGCAGCUUGGCUGCUUUGAAGCUUGGCAGCAUAUAAAGUGAAAUCUUCAGUAUGGUCAAAAUAAGGGUGAAAUACCGUAAGCUUGUAAAAAGAAGAAAUUGAAUUUGAAUCUUCAUCAGCGUGAAAUCAGCAUAAUUAUUUUAAAAUUUGGGUUGCUAUAGGUUCUAUGUCAAGCUUGAAAUUUGAGGAUCUCUGGCAGUUCUCAAGAGGCAAAAUUGCCCACAAUUUAAGUUCAGUUGAUUACUUAACAUUAACAUAAUGGAGGGAGGGAAAUUGCUUAGGAGAUUUUUGUUUUUAUUAAUAACAGUGCUUUGAAACUGGAAGAUCUUUCUGUUUUCCAAACAGCGCAUGCUUCUGUUGUGAAAGUAAAACAAAAUGGAAAUGUUUCUAUUGAUUUUGAUCGGAUGGUUCAAUUUUAAUUUGACUUUAAACUAUUGUUUCAGUAAAACCCUUGAAAAAUUCACUAAAUUUCACCUAAAUGAAAAGUUCAAACUGACAGAAACCUAACCUUAGGCUUCUUAGAAUUACAGGCUAUGAUGUAUACACAUUUAACUGACAUCAAGACCCAUUGAACUUAUGGGACUUACUUCUGAGAAGACGUAUGUAAGAGUGCACAGUUAAAUGGCUGCUUAGAGAUACAAAAAUAUGUUUUGUUACAUCCCUCAUUUUUCAUUCACUUGUUUUGUAUUGGGUCUUGACUGUACAAAUUAGCAAUUUCCCCAGUUUUGGCUUUUGAUUGGUAGCAAACCCUUAGUGCGUUGAGUUUUCCAAGAACCUUCUAAAACCUUGUAUGCCUACCCAUGGAUUCUGGGGCUUGUUCCAGUGGUGCAUGCAAUUUAUGCUAUGCACUGAUCAAACCUGUUGACCCUCACAGUUGGCCUUCUUGGACUGAAAUUGUGGUCUAGAACAUCUGUACAACAGCUGCAGGCAUGUCCAACAGGUCGAUCACGAUCUCCCCUGGUCACUCCUGGUCGAUCUUUGCAACCCCCCCCCAAAAAAAACCCCUCUGGAAAUGGGUAGAUCACUGGCAGUUGCCUUAUACUGUGAGUAGAUCACAGUCUCUUGGGAGUUGGAUGUGCCUGCUGUAGAGGAAGAGGAGCAAUGGUGGUCAAACUGUCUUUCGAUGGCCUUCCAUUCAGGAAACCCUGCAAUCAGAUGCUCAGCAGGGUUCCAUGGAGCACUGUUUGAAACUCCUUCUCAUAAGCUUUUUUAUUUGUUGGAAGCCACCCAGAGUGGCUGGGGCAACCCAGUGAGACAGGUGGGGUACAAAUAAUAACAUCGUCAUCAUUCUUAUUAUUUCUGGUAGAGUGUUACAAAGAGAGGGUGUUUUUUUUAUUGAAAGUUGCAUGCCACGUGGAGAAGCCUCUUGCAGUAGAGAUGGAAUGGGUGUGUGUCUGUGCUAGCUUCAAAGUAACUAGAUUGCAAGAAAGUUUGCCUUGGAGUGGUGGCGGGGCUUUUAGAGUUACACAGAGGGGGGAACCCUGAAAGUUAGAGAUUAUCAAAUGUUUUACUGUCUGCUACCUGAGACACAAUAUGGCUAGAAUCCAAUGUAGCUCUAAGUCUCUUGUUCCAGUGCAAGGAUUUCAUCUUGUUCAAAUGCUUUCUCCCUCUCCUACCCCUGCUUGCCCCCGAAAAUCUGAUCUAGGGAUUUCUGUGCAAGCAUAAGCAUGGUAACUGAACACCACCAUAAAUACUUAUAUAAGAAACUAAGUUAAACACCAACCCAAAACCAAUAGCUUCAAGUUACAAGAAAGGAAAUUCUGACUAAACAACAGGAAUAACUUUCUUGCAGUAAGAGUUGUUUGACAGCGGAAUGGUCUCCUUUGAGAGAUGGUGGACUUUCCGUCCUUGAAGGUUUUAAGCAGAGGUUGAAUGGCCAUCUGUCAUGGAUGCUUUAGCUGACAUUCCAGCAUUGGGGGGGGGGGCUAGAUGACCCUCGGAAUCCCAUCUAACCCUACAAUCCUAUGAUUCAAGGAUUAUUUAUAAAUUCAAAUUGUAAUUCCUAAAAAAAAAAAAAGGGUUUACAAAUAGGCAAUAGGAUUAGAAAGCCAGUUUCGGUGCCAAACAUUUUAUUUUUCAGAAUUAAACUCUAAGGUCCCCGUCCCUCUUCUUGAGCUUCUCCUUCCUAGCCCAGUGCCUCCAGAACAGCCACCAGCACAUUAAGUGGAGCUGCAGCUGGAGUUGGCAGGAUCGUGGGCUUGCAGAGGAGAUUAUUGGCUCCCAAGGCUUGAGAACUAACCCCCAAAACCGAAGUUGAAAGGUUGGGUUUUUGGAAACCAAUUGCAAAUAUUUGUGCUAAAUAGUAUCUGGAUUUAAUUUUUAAAAGUUGGGGCGUGAUCCAGCCAACACGAAGCUCAUUGAAGCCCAGUUGAUUUCAGUGGGAAAUAUUUAGGGACUUAGCUCCCAUGAGAGCCAAGCGUGGAAUCAGGCCUUUCUUUUUCAGAUUUAUUUCUGCUUUACAGUACAUAGUAGAACUUGAUGUUCAUGUCUGUGAGGGACUGUAACAAAAGAGAAGGAUUUUGGUUAUUUUUGUAGUAAUUCAGAUUUUGAAACUGUGAUUACAGAUUUGACCUAUUAUCAAGCACUCUCAAAUCUUGACCAUAUUCAUGUUUCAUGUCACAUGUAGGAAUUUUUUCUCUGUUUUGUUUUGGUCUCAUGUUGUAGUUUGUUUCCUGUAGCUUUGAGUUGUAUUGUUUUUCAUUUUUAAUUUGUUGUUGGUUGUACAGUCUGUUUACAUAUUUUUGUACUCAAGUGUAGUUUUGUAUUAAAAAAAGAAAAAAGCAGUUGAUCUGAGAUAUAUAUAUAUAUAUACACAGAUAUAUAUUGAGAUAUAUAUAUAUAUAAAGGUAAAUAAUCUUUGUAACUAUCAAACAUAGGUUACUUAGUGAUGGCAACGCUGUAGAAUCAUAAUACUGUAUAUUUGCCUUCCUUUAAAUUUUUGGUUGUGCAUUUCUCUUAAAAUGUGUAUCAUUUUAUGACCGACUGGAAACUUUUAAUGCAUAGCUGAUUAGAAAGAUUUAAAGUAUGUCACUUUCCUGAUGCUUUGAAAGAAAGGUUUUGUGUCUGUCCCGUUGCUGGGCAUGGUUUCUGCCUGCCAAAUCUGCUCUUGAUGCUUCAUUCUCGAACUUGUUUUUAGAUUAUAGCCUGCUGCGCGCAGGCUUGGACCCAUCAUUCAUACAAUUUAGUUUAAGAUGGGGUGUGGGGGAACCUGUCUGGCUGAUUGUCCCAUUCAUGUGCAAUACUUUCCCCCUUAAAAGUCUUAUGGUGCAUUAAAUAUUUGAAUUAUUACUUCAAAGUCUUAAACAAACAUGCGAGCAGGGAAGUAAAUGUGAAGGCUAUUUUUUUUAAACGAAAGUGGUUUUAAAAGAACCUUCAGAGACCUGUUUCCACUUCAGUUCCUCUAAUGAGGAGCCCCAGGCACACCUGCUGUUGAAAUCCAGGCGCAUUGUGCAGUUUGUGGAGCA